CCGGAUCGGUCAGAUAGCAGGAAACUUAGGCGCCAAACAAAUUGUUCACAUCCGAGCAGAAGCGGCUCACAAUCUCUCCGUAGCUUGCUCACCGGUGUUAGGGCCAGGUCGACCAAUCAGUCCAUAUGGUCUAACAAUGUUUUGUCGGGGUGUGUAAAUGAGAAAACUUGGAUUCCGACUAUAUAAGAGAAGGAACGAGCCUAGUCCAGCCACAUCCUCCUUCUACCCGCCAGGCGUUAGGUAGUUAUCCUGGACGACUUGAAGUCCUGUCAAUUUGUUAUCCAUAUAUUGUCCGCACACC
This is a messenger RNA of Pyricularia grisea, 301 nucleotides long. RefSeq lists its product as uncharacterized. The record is from RefSeq and is a predicted model, not a curated record. The transcript is spliced from 2 exons. The annotation marks the transcript as partial. Lineage: Eukaryota; Fungi; Ascomycota; Sordariomycetes; Magnaporthales; Pyriculariaceae.